AAGCUUUUGGCUGAAAAGGACAAAAAGAUCUCUGAACUUCAGGAUGCAUACCUCCGUUGUCUUGCUGAUCAAGAAAACCUUAGAGAACGUAGUCGCAGAGAAAUCGAGACAACAAAAGAAUUUGCUAUUCAAAAAUUUGCAAAGGACCUUUUAGACACUGUUGAUAUUUUAAAUAUGGCAUUGAACGCUGUUCCCACUGAACUCCGUUCCAAGAGUACUUCCUUAGAAUCUGAAUUUGCAAAGGAUAGCGAAAAGCUCAUUGAUCAAUUAACUAAUCUUUACACUGGUGUGUCUAUGACUGAAGCUGAACUUAUCAAAGCAUUGAAGCGUCAUGGUGUUGAACGAGUUAACCCUGAAGGUGAAGCCUUUGACCCUAAUCAGCACCAAGCCUUAUUCCAAGCUCCUGUUCCUGGUAAGGAAGCUGGUACGAUCUUUUCUGUUCAAAAGAUGGGCUAUACCUUGAAGGGACGUAUCAUUCGUCCUGCUCAAGUUGGUGUUGUU
Messenger RNA from Rhizopus microsporus ATCC 52813, 501 nucleotides. Its product is annotated as GrpE nucleotide exchange factor. The record is from RefSeq and is a predicted model, not a curated record. NCBI's taxonomy places the organism in Eukaryota, Fungi, Mucoromycota, Mucoromycetes, Mucorales, Rhizopodaceae. Gene Ontology annotation, cellular component: PAM complex, Tim23 associated import motor. Gene Ontology annotation, molecular function: protein-folding chaperone binding; adenyl-nucleotide exchange factor activity; protein homodimerization activity. Gene Ontology annotation, biological process: protein folding; protein import into mitochondrial matrix. The annotation marks the transcript as partial. The transcript has 2 exons.